AUGACAAACAAGAUUCUAUCAAUUGCUGACCUCGAGGAGGCAGCAUCCAACUCACUACCCGUCUCGGUGAGAGAGUUCUUCAACUCCGGCGCAACAAACCAAGUCACCCUGCAUGACAACAGUGCGGCGUACAGAAAAUAUCGUCUCUUACCAAGAGUUCUGAGAGAUGUAUCUCGAGUCGAAACUGGGAUCUCCCUCUUUGGCCGGGAGAUCUUAUUCCCACUCUGUGCAUCCCCAGCCGGGCUGCAGGCCAUGGCCCACCCAGAGGGCGAGCUCGCCACAAGUCGAGCCUGUGCUCAAAUGGGCGUCAAUAUGGGAAUUUCUUCCUAUGCCAACCACUCCGUCGAGGAGAUUACCGACGCUGGGAACCAGGUGGCCCCUAUCAACUACGUGAUGCAGCUCUAUGCGAUGAAUGACAAGGCGAAGCAAGAGAGAAUUGUCCGUCGAGCUGAGGCGGCAGGCUGCAGAGCUAUAUUCUUGACCGCAGACAGCCCUGUUCUCGGGGUGCGCUGGAACGAAUGGCGCAAUGGGUUCAAGGCCCCCAUUGGCUUGGGGUAUCCGAUGUACGAAAGAUACUCGGAUGAAAUUCAAUCGGAGUCUCAUGAUGACGGGUUUGCGUCUGCUAACUCCGCUUCUCAUUCUUGGGCUACUGAGAUCCCGUGGCUGCGCAGCAUCACAAAAAUGGAAAUUUGGAUCAAGGGGGUGCUUACCCCGGAAGAUGUCGAAACUGCAAUUGAGUAUGGAUGUGACGGUGUGAUCAUUAGCAAUCAUGGUGGUCGACAACUGGACGAGACUCCAGCUACGAUCGAUGCUCUCCCAGCGUGUGCUAAGGCUGCGAGAGGUCGGAUUAGAAUUCAUGUUGACGGUGGGAUCCGGUCUGGAACAGACAUCUUUAAAGCACUCGCUCUUGGCGCAGAGUGCUGCUGGGUUGGUCGGCCCACGCUUUGGGGACUUGCGGUAAGUGAAGUCCACAGGAGUACCUACUUUGCAUGUUCGGGCGCUAACAGCUCUAGUGACAAUCCCAAUCAUGACUCGAAUUACUUGCAUUUCGAUGAGAAGAGACCAUUCGUGAAUGAAAGCGAAUACAAUGGUCCAGAAUACAAUGGGUUUGUUCCUAACCACCGUGCCUAUGACCAUAAGCCACAAAGGCCUCGCCCCUGUUUCGCACGCGUUCUGAGGAAAGGACUCUGCGUCUUUGCCAUCACGGGGUUUAUCUUCUAUCACCUCGGAUUGCCAUAUGGCUCAACCGCUGGAGACAACCCGCCCCCGCACGCUGAGGCUUCCCCGCUUUGCCAGUCGCAAGAGUGCAUUCAUGCUGCAUCGAACAUUUUAUACAACCUUGAUCCCAAUUACGAAGAUGUUGAUCCUUGCACGAACUUUGAUCAGUAUGUCUGUGGCGGAUGGCGUGAAACUCAUGACAUGCGACCCGACCAGGGCUCGAUAUUCGCAGGUACAAUUAUGGAAGAGAAUGCCCAGACUCGACUGCGUCAUAUUUUGGAGCGUACUGAGCCACCCGAGCCAUCUGACGCAGAUAACUUCAAAAAGCUCAAGUCUGCGUACGAUGCGUGUUUGGAUGAGGCCACGGUCACCAAGCGAGGUAGCAAGCCGUUGACUGACAUUUUGGACGAAUUGAAGAACAUCUACCCUGCAAAGACAGGCCUCGUGAAAGGAGCACAAGAUCAUUUGACUAACGCGCUUCUCUAUCUGAUGAAUGCGGGCGUUGAAGCUUUGACAUCAUCUGGUGUCACUCCCGAUGACAGAGAUCCAGACAACGUUGUAAUCAUGAUCUCGCCCCCUCGAGUCAUUGGACUGCCCGCCAGAGAGUACUAUAAUAACACAAAGACCGUGACGGCAUACACAAACACUUUGAAGGACGUCGUCCGUAGCCUUGCUGGCGAUGGAUUUGACAAAGUUGCAGAAGACGUUGUAGCGUUCGAAAAGAAGCUUGCUGAUGUCACCCCGGAUACUCAAACCCAGGAGGAUGUUACCAAAUACUACAACCCUCUCAGUAUCAAGGAGACCGAAGCUCUGGUACCGGAAAUCUCAUUUGCUGAUAUCAUCACGUCACUGGGACCCCAUGACUACAAGGGCGAUCGUCUGAUUGUUGGAUCCCCAUCCUAUAUGAAGGCAUUGUCCGGACUUUUGAAAGACACUCCCAGAGAAACUGUUUUGCUCUUCUUGCAGUGGAAGCUGGUCCAAAAGUUUGCGGGUGUCAUUGAAGAUGACUCGGUUGAGCCCCUCCGACGUUUCAAGAAUGAGCUUGCGGGCAAAGAGCCGCAGGCCAAAGAGGAGCGAUGGCGCCAGUGCCUUGGGCGUCUUGAUGAGGGACUCUCAUGGAGUCUAAGCCGAUUCUAUGUGCUAGAUUCAUUCUCCGAGGGCUCCAAGAAGCUCGGCGAUCAAAUUGUUUCGGAUAUCAAGGAGCGUUUCAUUUUCACUUUGGGCCAGACAAGUUGGAUGUCUCCUGAUGUGCGCAAAUUGGGCAUUGAGAAAGUCGAGAACAUCAUCCAGAAGAUCGGAUUCCCGACAAAAAGCCCUAACGUUCUGGACCCAGAGGAUGUGAAGAAGUACUAUCGUGACCUGGAAGUAUCGAAAGAUACAUUUUUCGAGAACGAAGUGGCCGUUGCAAGAUUCCUCCUUCGCGAGGAGUGGUCUAAGCUUGGAAAACCUACUAAUCGCGAUGAAUGGGGCAUGAGUGCACCGACCGUCAACGCCUACUACAACCCGCCAGGAAACGAAAUUGUCUUCCCCGCCGGUAUCAUGCAGCCCCCAGCGUUUUAUGGACCUGCUGCUCCAUUGUAUCUAGCAUAUGGCGCAUUCGGUGCUGUCAGUGGUCAUGAGCUUUCCCAUGCGUUCGACUCUACUGGUCGGCAUUACGAUCAAGUCGGAAACUACACCAACUGGUGGGAUGAUAAGACCGUGAAUGAAUUCGAAGAACGAGCUCAGUGCUUUGUCGACCAGUAUGGUAACUUUACCGUUGCUGGUCCCGAUGACAAGGUUCUGCAUGUGAACGGACGAUUGACAUUAGGCGAGAACAUCGCAGACGCUGGAGGUCUCACUGCUUCAUUCCACGCCUGGAAAAAGCACGACGAGGCCAAAGCCGACCUGCACCUUCCAGGUCUUGAGAAAUUCACCAAAGAACAGCUCUUCUUCAUCUCUUAUGGCAACUGGUGGUGCGGGAAGACAACCAAGGAGGCUGCUGAACAGGCGAUCUACAACGAUCCGCAUGCACCCAAGUCGGCACGCAUCAUUGAAACGAUGGCCAACUCCCGCGAGUUCAGAGAUGCUUUCAGUUGCCCGCAGAAGAAACCAACUUGUAAGCUCUGGUGA
Molecule: messenger RNA, 3327 nt
Organism: Penicillium brevicompactum
Lineage: Eukaryota; Fungi; Ascomycota; Eurotiomycetes; Eurotiales; Aspergillaceae
Product: Peptidase M13 neprilysin
Exons: 7
Coding region: 1-3327 (1108 amino acids)
Biological process (GO): protein processing
Cellular component (GO): plasma membrane
Molecular function (GO): oxidoreductase activity; metalloendopeptidase activity; FMN binding
Source: RefSeq, a predicted model, not a curated record